UAAUGUAUUAGUAUGAAAGUUUAUAUGUGUACAAAAAAGAAUAUCCGUUGACAAGAAGUUGUCAGUAGCAGCACUUCGUUCCUACUUUCUUCAAGCCUGUUGACAUGCAGAUUGCAGGGCGUCGUCAGUUGCAUACAAGAGACUCAGGCGAAUACAUGGGACAUUUCUGUACAAGGAAAGUAAUGUAAACUGUGAGAAAAGAAGUCAUCAGCCUUUCUGAAUGAUAUUUCGAGGCUUAUGUUGCAAGUUCACAUUUAUGGUUUCGCUUAUUCAUAGGCUGGCUACAAAUUAAGAAAUUCGUACUCUGCAGGUAGCAAAAAUAAUCAUCGUAGAGGAACGCGUCAUAGGCAUACCGUGUCUCACAACGUCAAGAUGAGGCGUACGCUAUCAGGCUCGUGUGCAAUUGGUGUUUUUGUAAUUGCGCUUGUCUGUGUUGCUGUGGCAUUUUGUGCACCAAGUUGGCUUGUUAGCGAUUAUAGAAUAACCGGUGCGAAGUUGAACCAAUUGGGGCUGUGGUCUCACUGUUUUCGGUCCUUACCGCAACCAGAUGAUGAGUUCAUGAGAAGAUUUUUUGUUGGAUGCAGAUGGAUAUAUGACCCAUUCACAACUGGUUAUGAUGAGAUACAAGGAUUCCUCGUACCAGGUUUCAUGAUCGCGACACAGUUUUUCUUUACACUCUGUUUCCUGUGUAUUUUGGCUGCUUUCUUUUUGGUGUUACUUUAUUUCCUGUGUUGGGGACCAGAGCAGACACGUUAUAUUUUAUUAAUAAUUGCCAUAGGAGCACUGUUAAUGGCAGCAGGUAUAAAUGGUGGAAUAGCUGUAAUUGUGUUUGCUUCCCUUGGUAAUCGUAAUGAUUGGAUGCCUGGCCAGGAAAAUAAUUUCCUUGGUUGGGCAUUUGGACUGGCAGUUGUAGGUGUUGUAGCAGCUUUUGUCUCAGGAACCUUAUUUCUGGUAGAGGCAAACAUUCAACGCAAGAAGAGAAAACACAUACAGGAAUCUCAGUCAAGAUUUGAAAUGGAGCACGAGUCUAAGGCUUAAAAGUUUGUAAUCACAUUGGGAAAAAUAUCUCAGGCAGUUCCGUCCAUUUUUAACUAGUUCUAUUUUGGUGAAAUAUAUGAAAGAUUAUAUACUAGUUGUUUUUGUGUAUUCAUAUAAAGUGUUAAGUUAUAUAAGGGACCGCUAACUUUACGUUUCAGAUGAGCCAUCUUAUCAAAGGUAAUUAUGAAUAUGUCCCAACAAGUACAAAGAAUUUUAAUUUUAAAAGUGAUCUGCAUUCUCUGUAUGUUUCAUCAACCCUGAAGAUAAUGAUUCUCAGUAUCCUGACAGUAUUAACUUUAUAAACAAAUCUCAUUUGUAAUAAAUGGCACUGAAAGUUUGCUGCUGUAUGGAGAAUUUCAUUAAUUAUUUGUAUGGUAAUAGGUUCUCCAUGUAUCAGGUGUACAUAAAUUUAAACUUUUGUGGUUUAUUGCUUGGUUUGAAAUUUAAUCAGUCUCUGACGCACAUCAGUGAAUUUAUCUCAAAUUAUUUCUCGUCUACAAGGUGAUAUAAGAAAUACAAUUUUGUGCAAGGAUGAUCUUUUCAUAACGUCAAACACCUAAUGUAAUAAUAAUUUUGAAGCCUACUUAACCGACUGGUCUUAAUAAAUAUAUUUUUGGGUGUAGAGGCCCAUCAGCUUGUGAAAUUGGAAUGUAAUUUGUGGCACUAUGGACAAUUUUAAUUUUAGUAUGUUGAACUGAACAGCUGAUAUCAAAAUUUCUCACAUUGCAAACAUUAAAGGUUUUCCCACAUGCCCAGUCUUGAUAUGCUCUUCAACACUGGAACAUGUCAUGACUGUAUAUUGUUUUGUUUGAAAAUAAUAAGUAAGAAUUCUCAUGACUAUAUAUAUGCAAAACAUAUAGACAUAUAUUGCUCAGUUAAUUUUUUUUCACUGGAAUGUAGACAAGGAAUUAUUUUUGUGUGAUUUAACAUUGUACAGUAUUUACCCCUAUUAAAGCUUUGUAUUUUUACACUUUUUAAAUGUUGUAUUGUGAAUGACUGACAGAGUUUGGAAAUGUUGAUGAUAAGCUGUAGGGAAAUUAUAGGUGCCUGAUAAGACGUCCACUGCAGGGAACUACGCCAACUUGUGAUACAGUUUUUAAUUUUUUUUUAAUAUUUACUGUGCACAUUGACAACAAGUAAGGUGGGGAGCAUUCUAAAAAACUGAAUUAGUGUGGAUGUAAGUGAGAGGAAAUAUUAUGAACAACAGGAGAAAAUUUGUAAAAGUGCUACUGUGUGUCUCCUUCUACAGUUCUCUGUUGAUAUUGUAACUCAUAUAUGACUAAUGCAUGCACGAAUGAGUGAGUUAUGUAACUGAUGUUCUCACAAAAUUUAGCUCUGCUUUUGUAUUCGUUAAAGCAUAUAUCAGUAAAAUUAGUAACCACAGCUUCAUGUAUCAAAAUUUUUUACUUUUAGCAGAGGACAUACUACAAAAUUAAUCGGAUUUUGUGUACCUUGUUUAUGAUCUAGCAGCUGAUGAAAGCAAGUACUGUGUGAUAUUUCAAUAGUUGCCACAGGCAGAAUAAUGACCCAUAUAAUGAGAACUAAAUAUAACAAUGUUAUGAAAAGGAUAGUUGCUACUCACCAUACGGUGGAGAUGCUGAAUCACAUAUAGGUAAAACAAAAAUACUGUGACAAACUAAAGGCCCCCCCCCCCCCCACACACAGUGUGCAUGCAAAGGCCGCAAGUGUGUGUG
Messenger RNA from Schistocerca americana (American grasshopper), 2732 nucleotides. RefSeq lists its product as uncharacterized. The record is from RefSeq and is a predicted model, not a curated record. Bases 373 to 1038 code for a protein of 221 amino acids. Gene Ontology annotation, cellular component: membrane; septate junction. The transcript is spliced from 4 exons. Gene Ontology annotation, biological process: regulation of tube size, open tracheal system; septate junction assembly. Lineage: Eukaryota; Metazoa; Arthropoda; Insecta; Orthoptera; Acrididae.